Messenger RNA from Closterium sp. Naga37s-1, 675 nucleotides. The record is from the annotation of a GenBank genome assembly. NCBI's taxonomy places the organism in Eukaryota, Viridiplantae, Streptophyta, Zygnematophyceae, Desmidiales, Closteriaceae.
AUGGCCUCCAAACGUGUCCAGUCUCUAUCAGGCUUCCUUCCCCUUCUCCUUAUCGCAUCCAUCGUCGUCCGUAGUAGCACUUGCGCCGCCGAUCCUGGAUUCAAUACUCAGUACGCCACGUUCAACGGUAGUAAUUUGGAGUCCCCGGCGGUUGCUGCGACCGCGACUCGCGCAUCUAGGAAGCUCGGCAUCCUCCCGUUCCCCGGCUUUCUCAAGUGUGCGCUGGUGGCAAAUCUGAACGCGGGCAGUGUUCAGUCCAUCCUCGGGGGAGAUCCCGGUGCGGACGGCGUGGCGCUGGUGCAAGUGUACAGGUACAACGGGCAGACCAAUGUGAACAUCCGCCUGCGCGCGCACGCGCUCUCCUCCUCCCCCAUCGCCCAGACCAUCAACAAGGCCUACUCCGGCAGCAACGGGCUCCCCGUGUGGGUGGUGUCAGGGCAAUGGACGCGAGACAACAGCAACGACGUAUACACGCUGCAGAAGUGGUACUACGAGGCUAAUAAGAAGUACCCUCCCGGGUCUGCUAGUUCUGUGUACUCUAUCGUUCGGGCGAUGGCCGGGGAUCCGAGGCGGUACUAUGCGGUGGUGAGCUCUGUGACGCGGCCGCUGGGGGCGAUCAGGGGGCAGUUCAGGCGGACCCUGCCGUUCCUGCUGUACCCGUGGAAUCCCUGCUAG